Oldenlandia corymbosa var. corymbosa is the source of this 2354-nucleotide messenger RNA. The record is from the annotation of a GenBank genome assembly. NCBI's taxonomy places the organism in Eukaryota, Viridiplantae, Streptophyta, Magnoliopsida, Gentianales, Rubiaceae.
CUUGUGUUUGAUUCCCUCGAUCUAUAUCAUUAUUCUCUGCAACAAUUUUUUUUUUCUGUAAAAUUCGAAACGAACUUGUUUAAAUUCUUCUCUUGAAUUCACUAACUUGUUCAAUGUCGAUGAAUUAGUCCUUUUGUCACCUUUUAGCAUGUUCUUCAGUUUUGUGUGAAAGAUUGGGUUCUUAUUAUUUGAUUCGAGCGUUGCAAGAGAAAUACUAGCAAUGCAAUGCAGAGCCGCGUUUAAAUUUCAAAUAUUAGAAGCAAAAGAUAUCGAAUUUCUCUUUGAAUCCCAAGGAAGAGACUUUUUUUCUUUCUUUUUUUUUUUUGUUUUUGUUUUUUCUUUGCCUCUCCAGUUAUUGUGGAUGGACUGAAUUCACUUGUUACUUUCUGGCAUGUAAAGGUUCUCUGGUGAUUUAAGAUUUUCUAGGAAAAGUUGUCUUUCCGAUAGUGUGAGUAUUGGUUUUCGGUUCCCCGAUUCUGUCUUUUAAGUUUAUAUCAGUCAUGACGCUGAAGAUCUGCAGGAAGUUUGUUAAUAGUUGGAAAUUUUCAUCACAUUCAUAACUAAAAUGUCAAUGAAACCUCUGAAUUUGUGCAUAUGCAAGGUUUUUAUUCUAUGCAUCGUCUGUAUGCAUGUUCUCUAAUGAGCUAGAUAUUUUUGUGAGUAGCGACAUUACCGUGUUUGUUUAUGGCCCUGUUUACGUUUUCAUUAUUUACUCACUAUGAUGUGAUUUUUUGAAUCAGAUGUUAGAUCCUCGUUGCAUUAUCUUCAUCGUUGGUUUUCUUUGUCUCGCGCGAGUACUUGAUGCCAGUGCUGGGGAUGCUGACCCCAUUUACAGGACUUGUACCGGAGAAUGUGAAAGGAGAGGUUGUGUUGGAGAAACGUGUUUUACACCCUGCAAGUAUCUCUUGGAUCAUUCUUCAACCGAAGCCCCUUGGUAUAUGCAAAAACCACUGUAUUUACUCUGGAAACAAUUGGAUUGCAAAAGCGAAUGCCGUUAUCACUGUAUGAUGGAGCGAGAGAAAGAAAGAGCAGUUCAUCUAGGGCCUGUAAAGUAUCAUGGUAAAUGGCCCUUCCAACGGCUUUUUGGAUUUCAGGAGCCUGUUUCUGUAGUUUUUUCCUUCCUCAACCUGGCGGCGCAUUUCUAUGGUUGGCUGUGCUAUUUCAUCCUUAUUUACUAUAAGCUGCCGCUAAAACACGAUAAACCAUACUAUGAUUUUGCUGGUCUUUGGCACAUUUAUGGACUACUAUCCAUGAAUUCAUGGUUCUGGAGUGCUGUUUUCCACAGUCGAGAAGUGGAAUUCACAGAAAGGCUAGAUUACUCAUCGGCGGUGGCACUGCUUGGUUUCUCUCUUAUCUUGUCCCUGAUAAGAAGUAUCGGUAUUAAGGAUGAGGCUGGCCGAGUCAUGGUAUCUGCCCCACUCAUUGCUUUCACAACCACCCAUAUACUGUAUCUGAACAACUUCAGAAUGGACUAUGGUAUGCAAGUGCCUGCGAUGUGUAAUAUGACUUUUUGUGUACCGAAUCCCGAAAAUGAUACUAAGCUACUAUCACUAUUUGCUCAGGUUGGAACAUGAAAGUGUGUGUAGUAAUGGGUGUGGCGCAGCUUCUUGUUUGGGCUGUAUGGGCCGGGGUAACUCGCCAUCCCUCUCGCUGGAAGUUGUGGAUUGUCGUUGUGGGAGGUGCCCUAGCAAUGCUUCUAGAAAUCUACGACUUCCCCCCAUACAAAGGGUUUGUGGAUGCACAUGCGCUCUGGCAUGCAACAACAAUCCCCCUAACCAUUAUUUGGUGGAGUUUCAUCAGGGAUGAUGCCGAAUUUCAAACAUCUAUCCUUGUCAAGAAGGUAAAAUAAUAGCGUGCUGUGCUGUCUAUUCUUUCAACCUUGUAUUAUUCUUUUUAACAGCUUGAGAGCAUUUCCUUAUAUCGGAGGAAACCAGUAGUAUUCUUUCUAUAGUUCCAAGUCAUGUCUUCCCCGAAUGGAACGAGGGAAUGCCAACUCCCUUGAUGUCAAAUGUUGUCAAUCUUUACCAAAUGGGAAGGCAGAUAUUUUUGCCAGAUUGAAUUUAAGCAGACUCAGACACUGAGGGUGGUGAUUCACUGAUUUGCUGCUCAUACUACAAUUUUGAUCCGAUGUAAUCCAUUUGCUUAGGUUGUGUAUUGGUACAAAAAAUUUUGUCACUUUGCUCUUUCAAUAUGGUUAUGUUUCUAUACUUAUUCUUCUCAUGUUAUAAGGGGAGACAUAACCCUAUAUGUAUGUAGCUAUCUAGAUGAGUUGCACAUUAUUUUGAAUGGAAGAGAUUAACUAGACUAUUAAAAUGGGUCGCAAGGAGUAAUAAGCAAACCAUUCUGAUUGUGAC